AUUGAAAUCUAUAUCACAUGUGAAUAGAUGUUCAAUAAUUCAUAAUCUAGCUCAACUCAUCCCUAUAAGUUAAGCUCAAGGAGAGUUGGAGUUGGAGUUGUGAUUGAAGCUAAUUUGUUAGUGAAAGAUGGACUUCUUGUCUGGUAUACUGUUGUUUCUGUGUUUAAUCUCCUGCUUCUUAAUCCAAGCCCUCCAUAGAAGAACCAGAGUUAGGCUUCCACCAGGACCAAAGCCAUUUCCAUUGGUUGGAAAUCUCUUUGAUCUUGGAGACAAACCUCAUAUCUCUUUGACCAACCUCUCACAACACUAUGGCUCCAUUAUGUCUUUGAAGCUUGGCCAGAUAACCACUGUAGUAGUUUCUUCACCAACCAUGGCCAAAGAAAUCCUCCGAAUCUAUGACCAUUUGUUUUGCAACAGAACAAUCCCAGAUGCGCUGCGUGUACUGAUAGACAACAGCUUGCCGUGGAUGCCAGUGUCACCAAGGUGGAGAAAUCUUCGGAAAAUAUGCACUUCCCAACUCUUUGCCACAAGAGUUCUUGAUGCAAACAAAGAAAACCGGAGAGAGAAAGUGCAAGAGCUCAUAGCUAGUGUCAAUGACAACAUGAUAAAGGGUUUGGCAGUAGAUAUUGGAAAGGCUGCUUUCAUAACUUCACUCAAUUUGCUGUCAAGAACUAUUUUCUCAGUGGAUUUGGCAGAUGAUGACUCGAGUAGCAGCAACGAGAUCACUAAAGAGUUCAAGAAGAUUUCUACUGGUAUGCUAGAGGAGGCUGGGAAACCGAAUUUAGGGGACUUUUUCCCUGUGCUUAAGAAGAUUGAUCCCCAAGGCAGAAGGCGGCGCUUUACGAAUCACUACAACAAGAUGUUAGGCUUAUUUGAAUCAGUGAUCAAACAAAGAUUGGAAUUUAGAAAAGGGGAUGAUUAUGUUGCAAGUAAUGAUAUGUUGGAUACUCUUAUAGACCUCAGAGAAGAGGAAAAUGAGGAGGAUUUGAACAACCCCAAAGUUAUUGAACAUUUGUUAUCGGAAUCCAACAUUGCUAGACUCCCUUACUUACAAGCAAUUAUCAAGGAAACUUUCCGCCUGCGCCCGGUGGCUCCAUUGCUUCUUCCACGAAAAGCUGAAACAGAUGUAGAAAUCGGGGGCUACAUUGUCCCAAAGGGUGCACAAGUUCUAGUUAAUAUUUGGGCCAUAGGCAGAGACCCCAGCAUUUGGGACAAUCCAAACUCUUUUAUGCCAGAGAGGUUCCUAGGAUCAGACAACCAAAUUGAUGUUAUGGGAAAUAACUUUGAGCUUAUUCCAUUUGGUAGUGGGAGGAGAAUCUGUCCAGGUUUGCCUUUGGCAAUGAGAAUGUUGCACUUGAUGAUGGGGUCACUCAUUAACUGCUUUGAUUGGAAGCUUGAAGAUGGAGUUCUACCCGAGACUAUGAACUUGGAAGACAAGUUUAGCAUCUCUUUACAAAUGGCUCAGCCUCUCAAGGCUGUUCCAAAGGAAAUUGUAAUGGAAUGA
Messenger RNA from Fragaria vesca subsp. vesca, 1504 nucleotides. Its product is annotated as geraniol 8-hydroxylase-like. The transcript has 2 exons. The record is from RefSeq and is a predicted model, not a curated record. The coding region runs from base 128 to 1504 and encodes 458 amino acids. Gene Ontology annotation, molecular function: monooxygenase activity; iron ion binding; oxidoreductase activity, acting on paired donors, with incorporation or reduction of molecular oxygen. Lineage: Eukaryota; Viridiplantae; Streptophyta; Magnoliopsida; Rosales; Rosaceae.